AUGUCUAGCUAUAGUGGCGAUCAAGAGAAGAUAGUAUUGAAAGUCUUAUCGUAUAAACCUCAUCAAUACUAUGAAAUAUUGUCAGUUGAGAAAACUGCAAAUGAUUCAGAGAUCAAGAAGUCCUAUCGUAAGCUAGCAGUGAAAUUACAUCCAGAUAAAAAUCCACAUCCAAGGUCGUCGGAAGCGUUCAAAUACUUAAAUAAGGCGUGGGGAGUUUUAAGUGAUCCAUCCAAGAAAAGAAUAUAUGAUCAAACGGGAUCAGAUCCGGAUACAAGGUUCUCGAGUCAGCCAGAAGCCGGUGGUAUGGGAGGCAUGAGAGGUAGUCCUUUCGCAACAACCAGUGGUUUUAAUGGUGGCUUUGAAGAUGAUAUUUUUAAUUUGUUCUUUGGUGGUAACAGAUAUGCUAGUGGUGGACCAGCAUUUACGUUUGGAAACAACGGGUUUACAUUCCAGUCAUUCGGUGGCGGCGAACAUCCUUUUUUCGCCAGUAAUAUAAGAGCAAGACAACAACAAGCUCAGCAACGUCAACGUCGUCAGCAGAGACAACAAGAAGAAGAACCUUCAUUUGUCACAACUAUUAAACAAUUCUUGCCAAUUAUACUAUUCAUUUUGGUUCCGUUAUUAUCAUCAUUAUUUUCCGAGUCGUCGUCCCCUGAUUAUUCAUUCAGCCCUACGCCAAUAUAUAAUACUGAAAGAAUAACCCCGACCUACAAAAUUCCAUUUUAUGUGACUAAAGACUUCAUUAAUAAGAAAAAAUUAAGUACUAGACAAUUAAAGAACUUCGAUUAUAAGGUGGAGAAUUUAUUCGUCCAAGAUAAGAGAGGUAAGUGCUCGAAAGAGCAAAUCAGAAAGAAUGAGAUGAUGGAGGAUGCACAAGGUUGGUUCUCAACUGACUAUGAAAAAUUGAGACGAGCAGAGGCUAUGCCAAUGCCUAACUGUCAAGCUUUAAGACAAUUGAAUUUAAUUUAG
Messenger RNA from Debaryomyces fabryi, 969 nucleotides. RefSeq names its product type I HSP40 co-chaperone (gene HLJ1). The coding region runs from base 1 to 969 and encodes 322 amino acids. The transcript has a single exon. NCBI's taxonomy places the organism in Eukaryota, Fungi, Ascomycota, Pichiomycetes, Serinales, Debaryomycetaceae. Gene Ontology annotation, cellular component: endoplasmic reticulum membrane. The record is from RefSeq and is a predicted model, not a curated record. Gene Ontology annotation, molecular function: Hsp70 protein binding. Gene Ontology annotation, biological process: cellular response to misfolded protein.